AUGGAGGCGAACCAGUUCGCAUGGCAUAGCACCCUGCACACGGCCACCGACCACAGCGGCGUCGGCGGGGGCUUCGGAGGGGGCGACAGCUGGAACGGGCCGCGGGACUGGGGCUCCGCGGAGUACGGCCCGGGGGCCAACUGCGUCGACACCGCCGCGCCCUUCGACGUCGCGGUGUCGUUCCCGGUGGACAGCCAGGGAGCGCUCGCGGCCAUGGAGGUGACCCUCUCGCAGAGCGGCAAGUCCUGCCCCCUGUCGGUGCGCCUCGGGACCUACGAGGGCAUGGCGGAGCUGUCGCAGGCCCUCGAGGCUGGCAUGACGCCCAUCGUGAGCUAUUGGGCCGCCAACGACAUGCUCUGGAUGGACGGCCCAGGCACAGACGGCCAGGGCCCCUGCACCGUCGACGACAUGGACCGAUGCGUGCGGGAAGUCCGUCAAAUUCUACGACUUCUCCGUGGAGGAGAGGAUCGGAGGUGCGCGACCGGCCAGCUCCUCCAGCGGAGGCGCCGCGAAGCAGUCCUCGGGCAACCGGCCGCCCGCGGGCGUCGUGGCCGCCAGCGGCUACGGCGACGCACCUGCGACGCCCUCGCCGGCGCCCGCGCAGGCGGCCGCGGCGGGGGCAGGCUCCAGCGUCGACUUCUCCCGCUGCGCCAAGAAGCAGAAGGUGGACUGCAGGGAGGCCAAGUGCUGCGCCGAUCCUGGCUUCCAGUGUUAUGA
This is a messenger RNA of Prorocentrum cordatum, 717 nucleotides long. Lineage: Eukaryota; Dinophyceae; Prorocentrales; Prorocentraceae. The record is from the annotation of a GenBank genome assembly.